AUGGCGAAAACCGAAACCGACGAGCUCUGCCAAGCGUGCUCAAACAUCGACCUAUACUCGGUUUUCACGGGCCCGCGAUACUUCCCUCACGACGCUACCGGUCAUAGGGGUGGGAUUCUCAUAUACGUCGGCACCUUGCGCGGGGUACUUGACAACACCAGAUGUCCACUCUGCCGCCUAAUCAAGCAUGACCUCUACAGCGCGCUGUCUCAGGACACUGCGCGCAAUCUGUGGUAUGGUUCCGAGGAGCAGCCCGAUCCCCCCAGAGUCCGGUGUUACCUGCGCCCAGUGCGCGCAGAUUACUACGAAGAGACGAAAUAUACGGCAAAGGAGACUAGAGACCAGGUGGCAACGCUGGUUAUGGUGACACUGUUGGGUGUGGAAGGGUGCAGCGCCGAAGAGGAAAACCGCAUCAGAUGUCAUCACCGAGGAAACGGUCUGCGGCUGCUUUCUCCACACUCUGUGGACCCAAGUCGACCGUUGUUGAACGGAUAUCGAGCAACGAGCUUGGCGCAAAGUCUGACUCUACUCUCCAGUUGGAUCAAAACAUGCUGUCAUUCUCAUCAAGACACGUGCGGGCUUUCAGGUCGCUCUCAACAGCACAGGCUGGAUCGUCUUCGCCUGAUUGAUGUGGCUGCGAGAACGCUGGUACAUGCCGACCCGGAGGUCUGCUCGUACGCAGCCUUGAGCUAUGUUUGGGGACACAGGACUGAGGAAUACCUCAAAUUCGCCGAUGAGAUACAACAAGGCGGCGACGAGAUUGCGGUUCUGCCUUCUUCUGCACCAGGAAUCAUUGAAGAUGGUAUCGAUUUGUGCGGAAGACUCGGAAUACCUUUUCUAUGGGUCGAUUUGUAUUGUGUUGAUCAGCACAAUCCAGACAGAAAAGCAGCAGAUAUAAAAGACAUGGGCCUGAUAUAUCGGCAAGCUUUAAUCACAUUCGUAGCAGGAGGCUCAGGAUCUCGUCUUCUACAUUCCGCAGCAGAUAGUCUCGAAAAGGAACAGCUGGUCGAAAGCAUACGCGGCAAGAGUUAUAUUACAUCGUCCGUCUCAAUCACCUCCCAGUUACAGGGCUCGGCCUGGAAUCAAAGAGGUUGGACAUAUCAAGAAGGUUCCCUAGCACAGAGGAUUGCCUUCUUUGGAGAGCGUGAUGUUUCCUUCCUUUGCGGCGCCGGCCAUUGGAGAGGGUGCCUUCACUCGGGGAAGUACGGGCAUAGUGCGCAUAUUAAGGAUCUGAACCUUCGCUCGAGAAGUCAUUACACACUUGCCGCCAAUGAGUGGUUAAGAGACUCGGAAUGGAGCUUCGGAGACUUCGAAACUACUUUGAGCGUAUUCUCCGAAAGGACGCUUACAUACGAGUCCGAUAAGCUCAACGCCAUCGCUGGCUGUCUCGACAUGCUUGGGCGGCAGAAAGGCACGCAUUUCGUGCAUGGACUACCUUCGGUCGACUUUCACUACGCCCUGCUAUGGGGAGGCGAGUACGAUCGUCGCCGGCCUGGGUUUCCAAGCUGGUCUUGGGCCGGCUGGCACGCAUUGCGACAAACAUAUUCUAUCGUACCAGACACGGGCAGUUCUGGAGAGCUCCGCGACGAUGGCACAGGACAGCUACGUCUUGCGAGGGUUUCAACGUCGGAAGUCAGCCUCGGGGGGCUGUUGCUCAACGGGGGCAUAGAGAAUCCAACACCCGCGAACCGGUGUUCACAGAACGUGGCCCAUAUUGUUGUCAAGGCCAAGACACUGACCAUUACCUCGGACAUAGCACACUUCUCCUUUGCAAUUGUAUCAAGCCCGACAUAUAGGGAAGAGUUGGAGAAUCCCGACCGCGUGCCAUCAAACUUCGAUAGCCUUGAGUCUCGGACUUCUGUUCUCGACUGGGAUCUAGAUCGCGAAUAUCGCACGCCUUUCGAGCGCAUACGUCUCGCCGAUGUGAGUGGAAACGCUUGCCAGUACCAUUACCCCUAUUGGUAUGAUCACUGGCCAUGUAUAAUGUUCGAACUUCCAAGAACUCUCCGCGGCUCAACUCUCACUUGGCUCCUACGCGACGGUAUAGACCUUGUCAAAAUUGUUGAGGUCAAGCUGCUGGAGGGUGAAGACGGUCUGAGAAAAUUCCAUCAUGUGCUUUGUCUUGGCGUUGAUAGAAGCGAUAGAGAACCGGGUCGAGGGCGAAGGUUGGGCGUGUUCUGCUUGUCUGGGGAGAUCUGGGCCAGAGCAUCGCCGAGGGAAGACACGAUUGAGCUGGUAUGA
Messenger RNA from Diaporthe citri, 2241 nucleotides. RefSeq lists its product as uncharacterized. The transcript has a single exon. Lineage: Eukaryota; Fungi; Ascomycota; Sordariomycetes; Diaporthales; Diaporthaceae. The coding region runs from base 1 to 2241 and encodes 746 amino acids. The record is from RefSeq and is a predicted model, not a curated record.